Saccostrea cuccullata (small rock oyster) is the source of this 1317-nucleotide messenger RNA. RefSeq names its product receptor-type tyrosine-protein phosphatase gamma-like. The coding region runs from base 1 to 1317 and encodes 438 amino acids. The record is from RefSeq and is a predicted model, not a curated record. Gene Ontology annotation, biological process: protein dephosphorylation. Lineage: Eukaryota; Metazoa; Mollusca; Bivalvia; Ostreida; Ostreidae. Gene Ontology annotation, molecular function: protein tyrosine phosphatase activity. The transcript has 12 exons.
AUGAAAGGUCUUGCCACAAAGAAUACCUUUGUGAUAUAUGAAAGUCCUGGUAUCUACUGUUCAAAAGUUGUGGCCAGGGUCAAAGUUGUAGAAAAAUUUCACCAAUCACGUCAAAUUAGAGAAAAGAUUCUAGAUAUUGACAACAAUACACCUGCUGCAGACCAGUCACCCUCCUCUUGCAUUAAUUCUACGUAUACAGACCACAUACAAAGUCAUGAUGAAAUAAUAAACGACUACACAUCAAGAAGUUUUUCUGUAGCAGAAAUUUCUAAAGUCAUCGCUGAAAAAUCAAAAGAUAACUACAAUAUAUUUCAAAGUGAAUAUAAGGCCAUACCAUAUGGAGAACAAAUUGGAAUUCCAUGUACCAUUGGAAAAGAAGAACGACAUCUAGAAAAGAACCGUUUUAAAAGCCUAUAUCCUUAUGAUCACUCAAGGAUUUCCUUAAGAGAUAAACAUGACGACUACAUACAUGCAAACUACAUACAGAACGUUAACAAUGAAAAGGCUUACAUUGCAUCACAAGGACCUAAGAAGAACACCUUAGAAGAUUUUUGGACAAUGGUUUAUCAAGAAAACGUGUCAGUAAUUGUCAUGCUUACGAAUCUUGUUGAAGGCAGAAAAAGAAAAUGCGAGAAAUACUGGCCAGCUGAACGUGGAAGUGAUGCGUUAUAUGGGCAAAUCAGAGUUCAUUUUAUCAACGAGAAACAAUAUGCCAACUACAUCAUCAGGAGAUUCAGAGUUAACACAUCACAGCAAUUCGAUGCCCACCGAGUGGUGACCCAGUUCCAUUACACCCAGUGGCCUGACCAUGGUGUCCCCGAUCCUAUCAGUCUGGUGCUAUUCCACAAACACGAGAAGAGGGUCCUGGAAAAAACCCAUAUAAAAUGGCCCCUUCUAGUUCAUUGCAGCGCUGGUGUUGGUCGAUCAGGAACCUUUAUAGCACUGGAUGCCCUACAUCAACAAGGACUUGAGACGGGGGUCCUGAACGUUGCUGAGUACGUCAGAAAAAUGAGAGAAGAUAGGAUGAAUAUGGUUCAAAACGUUGACCAGUAUAUUUGCCUUCACAUUGCACUGAUGGAAUCUUUCCAAGGUUGCAGCGUUGUUAUGAGUAAGGCAAUAUUUAUGACUAAAGUUCAAAACAUUCAUCAACAAAAUGAAGAAACCUCAUUCUGGAUAACAUCGCAAUUUAAUGAACUGAUUUCAAUAAAUAAGAAAAAUAAUGAAAACGAAAACACAGCUAGAAUAGAAAACGGAGAACUUAUUCUGACACAGAACUCCUUACCGAGUAAGCUUGUAUUACUUAUUAUUUGCUUUUGA